AUGGAUACCGCGCAAGUUUGGUCCUUCAAGGUCAAGGGGAAAGAUGGGGUUUCUUACUGCGUGUGGGAUAUAUGCUUCAGUCCAGAUGGGUCACAGCUGAUAGUAGCGUCGGGAAACUUGGUGUGGGUGUAUAGGGCAGAUGAUGCUAGUUUGACUAAGAGUCUCAAAGGACAUAAGGAGACAGUUUACUGUGUUGCAUACGCCCAUGAUUCUAGUAUAUUUGGAAGUGGGUCAGCUGACAAGUGCGUGAUAAUAUGGAAGUCAAAUACGUUGGAGGGCUUGUUAAAAUACAUGCAUAAUGAGUCAAUACAAUGCUUGGCUUUUAAUCCCACAACUGUACUUUUAACAAGUUGUAGCUUCAGUGAUUUCGGCUUCUGGACUAUGGAUCAGAAGUCUGUUGUUAAAACAAAAAUAUCUGCUCGACCCACAUGUUGCAGUUGGAAAUCUGACGGACAGUACUUGGCUAUAGGCCUUUAUAACGGUGUGAUAAGUGUUCGGAACAAAGCUACUGAAGAAGUAGUGAAAAUUGAACGUCCUGGUAAUCCAAUUAUAUGGCAUCUUAAAUGGAAUCCAUCAAAAAAUGAACAAGGUGAAGUACUUGGAGUUGUCGACUGGAGUCAAAAGUUGUCAUUCUAUCAGUUAAAUGGAAGACAAAUUGUCAGUGAAAAUGGUCAAAAAGGUCAACAAUUAACCCUUUCGUUAAAGACUUCUUGUUGUAUUUUAAAUCCAUUACAUAAACAGACUGGUAAAGAUCGGACACUAGGCUUUGAUCCAUGCAAUUUAACCUGGUUCGGUGCUAAGUGUGAAUCCGUUGUUGGUUGUCAAGAUGGAACAAUAGAAGCUAUACAAUUAAUAUUAGAACCUGUACAGAGUUUUUAUAAAGAUCGUUUUGCCUAUCGUGAAUCCCUUACAGAUGUUGUUGUACAACACUUAAUAACUGAACAAAAAGCACGUAUUAAAUGCAGGGAUUAUGUGAAGAAGAUAUCAUUAUUCAAAAAUCUGCUAGCUAUUCAACUUUCAGAUAAAAUUUUAAUUUAUGAAUCACCUAGUGAUGAUCUCAGAGAUAUGCAUUAUCGAGUUCGUGAGAAAUUAACCCAAAAUUUCGAUUGUCAUCAUUUAGCCAUAUUUACAAACAGUCUGAUUAUUUGUUAUGAAUCUUGUUUAACGUGUAUCAAUUUCCAGGGUAUUAAAGAACGUGAAUGGAUAGUUGACAGUCCCGUGAAAUGUCUUCGUAUAAUUGGUGGUCUACAGAAUAAAGAAUGUCUACUCCUAGGAUUGAAAAAUGGACAAGUGAUUCAAAUCGUCUUAGAUAACACAUUUCCUAUGGUUUUGACUAAACUGAUGAAUGGAAUAUCAUCUGUAGACAUAAGCAGAAAUCGAGAUAAACUUGCUGCACUUGAUGAUAAUGGAACUAUGAGUGUAUUUUCUCUAGAUACUAAAGAGAUGUUAUUUCAGGAACCAAAUGUGCGUAGUAUGGUUUGGAGUACAACUAAUAAUGAUUUACUGGCCUAUAGCGGAAAUAAUUUAUUAUUUAUCAAGAAUGGACAAUUCCCAAGUCACAGUCAGUAUACUAAGGGUACAACACUAUGGUUUACAGGUUCCCUAGUCUAUUGUUUACAUGAAAACAUUAUCAAUCGUGUAGAGAUUUCAUUAUGUUCAGCUGUAUAUCAUUAUCUGGGCGCUGGUCAGUUAACUGAAGCCUAUCAACUUGGAUGUUAUGGACUUACUGAUCCUGAUUGGAAAAUGAUGGGACGAAUUGCUUUAAACAAGCUUAAUCUAAAGGUGGCAAAAUACGCUUACAUGCAGUUAGAGGAUAUACUCAUGCUGACGUUUAUUCAACAGUUGGAAGAAAGAUAUAAAAGAGGAGAAUGGAGUGAUAAAGAGCCAAUAGCCAAUUCAAAUACUUUGAUUGCUUUAGGUGAUAUCUCAGCUUACUUGGGCUAUUUCACUGAAGCAGCUGGUUAUUAUGCUCGAGCUGGACCAAAUUCAAGCGGGAAUCAUAAAAUAAUCGACAUGUACACUGAUCUACGUCGUUUCGAGGAGGCACGUGAAGCAAUGACGGCGAGUGGUGAUAAUGAUACUGAUGAACGGAAAUUAUUAUUAGCUAAACAUGCUGAUUGGGCGAAAUCAACAAAUGAGCAUAGAUCAGCAGCUAAAAUGUAUAUUGAUGCAGGUGAAUAUAUAAAAGCGAUUGAAUUAUCCAAUCAACAUGGAUGGACUGAUAUCCUAUUGGAUAUUAGUCGACGUCUAGACAAAGGGGAUCAUGAAUAUCUAGAACGUUGUGCAAGAAGUUUAGCUCGACUUGGUGAAUACGCCUUUGCAGCUGACUGUUAUGCUAAAUAUGGUGAUAUUGAAAAUCAGUUAAACUUAUACGUGGAAUCACAUAAUUGGGAGGAGGCAUUCAGUUUAGCUGAGAAACAUCGUGACUAUACGGAGAAAGUAUAUCUACCGUAUGCCCACUGGUUAGCUGAAAAUGACAAAUUUGAAGAAGCUCAAGCAGCAUUUAUUAAGGCUGGUUUACAGAAUGAAGCCAUCUCUGUACUGGAACAAUUAGCCACUUGUGCUGCUAAAGAAUCACGUUUCGAUGAUGCCGGAUUUUAUUAUUGGAAAUUAUCUGCUUUAUGCUUGGAUAUGUUGAAAAAUGAAACAAGUACAAAGAAGUAUCAUGAUUUAUUAGAGAAAUAUUAUAAUUUUCAAAGAAAAGCUGAUGUUUAUUAUGUUUAUAAUAACAUAUAUCGUUUUCUGCAUGAACCGUUUGCUUCACAUAUGCCUGAAACUUAUUUCAAUAUGGCACGGUAUUUAGCGCAUAUUUUACAAUUCGGUGAAAUUCCAGAAGUUUCAAGAGCUGCAGUCUUGUAUACUUUAGCUAAACAUGGACGAUCAUUAGGUGCAUACAAGAUGACUAAACAAAUCUAUGAUCGACUACAAACACUUCAUAUGUCAUCAAAGAUGCGUGAUGAAAUUGAAUUGAGUAGUAUAACUAUUAAUUCUUCACCAAUAAUUGAUUCUGAAGAGAUAAGUACUAUCUGCUAUAGAUGUUCAGCUACAAAUCCACUUUUGAAUAGCCUGGGAAAUCGAUGUAUCAAUUGUAAAGAACCGUUUAUUUAUUCAUUCAUUACUCUUGAACAAUUACCAGUCGUUGAAUUCAUACCAGAAGAUGAUUUAUCAUAUGAAGAAGUUAUCAAUUAUUUACAAAGUGAACCUUUAUCACCAUUUUCUGACCAGAUAGUGAAUGAAGAUGAAAAUAAUUUACAGACAAAUGAUGGAUUCUCACAAACACUGAAAAUAUCGCAUGAACCAGAUGAUAAUAACAAUACUAAUAGUACUAAACUUAAUAAAGAUGUUUUUACCGCGAAAUUAUUAAAUUCAGAUCUUAUUUCUGGAACAUAUUCACCAGUCCAACUUGACAUUGCUACAUUGAAAGCGAUCCCGUUUAAUGAAGUGAUAAUUGUUGACAAUUCACCGUUAAGACCACGCUACUAUAAAUCUGUUCUACCUGAUGUUAGUAUUACACAAUGUUCAGUUUGCCAUAAGUAUACUGAUCAAAGUUCAGGACAUGGUCAGACCAGAAAUGUAAAAAAAAACAAAAAGUGUGUGAGCGUGAAUUGUUUUGAACUCCAGGAAAAGAUGCUUAAACUAACGUGUAUUGUUAUCGCUUUGUUGGGAUGCUUUGAUUUAAAUUCUAAAAAUUUGGUUCAUGGAGGUGUUGUGGAGGUGUCCAACACUGAUAAACAUGUUCAGAAUGGAAUCGUAUGUAAAAUGUGUAUGUCAGCUGCAAAUGUGGCACUAGGUAUUAUGCGAAAAGAAUUUCUUUGGAGAGCUUUUUUCAAAAUUUUGUCGCCGACUUGUUACCUAAUGCCUGACGAAAAUUAUCAUGAAUUGUGCGAAUAUUUGCUAUCUGGUGAAUUGGCCAGAAUGGUUACAGUUGAAUUGAAUCAAAUGAAAGCAUCAACUUUAUGUUGUGCUAUUUCAAUGUGUGGUAAAUCGGAUCGAUUUCAUGGAACUUAUGAAAAUGAUGAACAAUUACAAGUGCACUUCAAUACAUUUAUUCAUGAGAAAAUCGAUGAUAUCUGCACAAAUCAUGCUACCGAUAUAAACCAUUGUGCAGAAACAUUAAAGAAAAUUUCAAGUAAUUGGUUCAAUCACUUCAUAAAGUAUAUUAAUGAAGAUGGAGUCAAUGAUAUGCAAUGA
Messenger RNA from Trichobilharzia regenti, 4191 nucleotides. NCBI's taxonomy places the organism in Eukaryota, Metazoa, Platyhelminthes, Trematoda, Strigeidida, Schistosomatidae. The record is from the annotation of a GenBank genome assembly.